AUGCGGAUAUCUAUGAUAGCCAACCUCCUCUCCUUAGGGAGCUUUGCCUUGGCGGCCUCCAAAUGCAAGACCAGGUCCAUCACCGAGAAGAUUGAGGUCCUUGACCCAAUCCACUUCAAAGAUCUCGGUGCCGAGCGCCUCAAAGUCCGCUACGGCCCCUUCCUCGUCCCGGGCGUGCACGACCCAGAGACCAUGGGCAUGAAGAACUUUGAAGGCCCAUUAGAGGUCCCCUGCACGGAUUGCUACAUCACCAACUUCCACGCGGGCCUCGAGUUCCAAGACGGGUCCGUCGCGAAUGCCGACACGGGAAUGUGGUUGCACCACACCCUCUUGGUGGACUUUAGUGAGCCGGACGUUACUUGCGAUGAGGCACCGGCGAGGCUUUUCGCUUCGGGGAAUGAGCGGACUGUGUUGGACAUUUCGAACAACGGAACCCGAAACGUAGGCGUCUACUUCAGCCCAAACGCCAACAUCACCCACACCACCGAACUCAUGAACGAAUCCGCCCUCCCACGCGCCGCCUUCCUCACCAUCGACUACGAAUUCGUCCUCGCCUCAGACAAGUCAGCCGCCGCCAGCUUCCGCGCCGUCACCCCCGUAUGGAUCGACAUCGCGGGUCUGUGCAGCAACGCCGAGUACAACGUGACGCUUGAUGAGCCCGUAUUCGAUGCCGAGAUUGUGUGGGAGUCGACGAUUUCGGGGGAGAUGCUGAGUGUGAUGGGGCAUUUGCAUGAUGGUGGGGUGAGACAGGAUGUUGGGGUCAAUGGGGAGGUUUUGUGCGAGCAUGUGGCUAGGUAUGGGGAGUCUGCUGGGUUUAUUACGCAUGUUGGGAUGUAUGGGGAUGAGGACGCAGAAGGGCAGGAGGGGGGUCAUGACCACGGAGAUGGAUCGCAUUCUCAUGACGAGGGAGAAGCCGGCCAUGACCAUGGAGAGGAAGGCGAACCAAACCACGAUCACGGAGAAGGAGAAGGCGAGGCUGGCCACGAACAUGGCGAAGAGGAGGACGGCCACUCCGACGAAGGCCACGACCACGGUACCGACGGCCACAUUCUGCACAUCUCCUCCAUGAGCUCCUGCAAGAACCUCGGCUCCAUCAAGCCCGGCGACGAGCUGUCCAUCAAGGCCUACUACAACCUUACGCAACAUACUCCCAUGGCCGGGCACCACGGCGGCCUGGAACCCGUCAUGGGAAUUACCAUGGUGUAUGUUCUUGAGGAUGAGAGCGAAGAGAGCGAAGCCUAA
Scedosporium apiospermum is the source of this 1242-nucleotide messenger RNA. RefSeq lists its product as uncharacterized. NCBI's taxonomy places the organism in Eukaryota, Fungi, Ascomycota, Sordariomycetes, Microascales, Microascaceae. The coding region runs from base 1 to 1242 and encodes 413 amino acids. The transcript is spliced from 3 exons. The record is from RefSeq and is a predicted model, not a curated record.